Molecule: messenger RNA, 2970 nt
Organism: Hydra vulgaris (swiftwater hydra)
Lineage: Eukaryota; Metazoa; Cnidaria; Hydrozoa; Anthoathecata; Hydridae
Product: AMP deaminase 2
Biological process (GO): IMP salvage; AMP metabolic process
Cellular component (GO): cytosol
Molecular function (GO): AMP deaminase activity
Source: RefSeq, a predicted model, not a curated record
ACCAAAGAUUUUAAAAUUGAUCAAAGUUGUUAGCACUUAUGCUAGUUAAAAUAUAUGCAAAACGAGUAUUGAGAACUACGCUCGGUCGACUUAUGUCGCCUUUUAAUAAGUAAUAUUCCGAUAAUAAAUUGGAAAUUUGGGGCAUAUUAUUAUAAUGACGCACCCGUUGAGAUGAACAGCGAGAUCUGUUAAUUUUCAAAAUGAUCCCCAUUCAAUUAGUUUAUUAAAAAAAGUGACGAAAUUAAAAAAUUUUAUCAUAGAGAUUUAGUUGUACUUUUUAUAAAGCAUUAAUUUAGCUACAACUAUGAUGUCGGAUUUACAAGAAUCUCUUGACCAAUUUUCUACUGGAAAUGAUGAUGUUUUUGCAAAGUAUCAAAACCUAAAUGGUUUCGAUCCAAGUUUGUUUAAUUUUCCACAUCGACCUAUUGAAAAAGAAGCUUUAAAGCUCGAAGAACUAGAGAUUGUGCAAAGAUUAAAUAGAAAAAGAAAAGAAACUUUGGAUUUGUUAAGUAAUCAAGAAAUCAAAACUGAUUACCAAAAUGAUGUUAAUACAGAGCUUUUUGAGAAAGAACUUCCUUUUUAUCAGAGAGUCAAUGUCGGAGAAAGUGUGGGUGGGGUUCCAAUAGAUGAGCUCAAUCAAGCUGGUGAGCUUUUGUGUGAAGCAUUGUUCAUUCGUGCAAAGUACAUGGCACUAAGCUUGCAAAGUUUUAAUCCAAUUACAGCAAGAAGUCUUCAAACAGUUAAUGAAAAAUACAGUUUAAAAGAUUUCUAUGAUCAAGUUGCAGAAGAGAAUAUAGAUUCUCCAAGAUCAAUGUGUGUUCUUCAGGAAAAUGAAAAUCUUACUCCAUGUGGUUCUAUUUGGAAACCAUAUAUAUGUGAUGUUCCUGGUGAUAGUGGUUAUCAGUUUGAACUUAUCAAUGGUGUAUUUAGAGUAUAUGAUAAUAAGGUCCCUAUAGAAAAAUCUCUGGCAUCAGUAAUACAUCCUAUGCCAUGCAUUGAGGAGUUUAUGGAAGACCAAAAGGUUCUACUGUCAUUGUCAACUCACGGACCAAUAAAAUCUUUUACCUUUCGACGUCUUCAGUUUUUGGAAUCGAAGUUUAAACUUCAUUGUUUGUUAAAUGAUGUAAAAGAGAAUGCUGCUCAAAAGGAGAUUGUACAUCGUGAUUUUUACAAUGUUCGAAAGGUAGAUACACACAUUCACGCGGCUUCAUGUAUGAAUCAAAAGCAUUUGCUUCGUUUUAUAAAAAAAAAAGUUAAAGCACAUGGUGAUGACAUUGUCAAUGUUGUUAAUGGAAAGCCUCUUACAUUGUCAAAUUUGUUUAAAGAGAUGAAUAUGAAUCCUUAUGAUUUAAGUGUUGAUACUCUAGAUGUUCAUGCAGACCACAAUAUGUUUCACCGUUUUGACAAGUUUAAUCAGAAAUAUAAUCCUAUUGGUAAAAGCAAACUUAGAGAAAUAUUCUUAAAGACUGACAACUAUAUGGGUGGUCGAUAUUUUGCAGAGUUGAUUAAAGAAGUAGCAAGUGAUCUUGAAGAAAGUAAGUACCAAAAUGCGGAGUUAAGACUUUCCAUUUAUGGUCGCGAUAAAAAUGAAUGGGAUAAAUUGGGUAAAUGGGCCGUAGUUCAUGAUGUGGCUUCAUAUAAUGUUCGUUGGUUGAUUCAAAUACCAAGACUUUAUGACAUUUAUAAAUCAAACAACCAAAUUAAAAACUUUGAAGAAGUUCUUGACAACAUCUUUCGGCCUCUAUUUGAAGUAUCUGUGAAUCCUUCGAGUCAUCCAGACUUGCAUCGUUUCUUGCGUCAGGUUAUUGGUUUUGAUAGUGUUGAUGAUGAAAGCAAGCAUGAGCUUGUUGCUUUUACAAAAAAUAGUUUGUUACCCCAGAAUUGGGACUUGGAUCAUAAUCCUCCUUAUGCCUAUUAUUUGUACUACAUGUAUGCAAACAUAGUCGCUCUUAACCAUUUAAGAAGGAAACAGGGUCUGAAUAUAUUUUCUUUACGACCGCAUUCAGGAGAAGCUGGUCCAGCUCAGCAUUUAGUAUCUGCCUUUAUGCUGGCUGAAAAUAUUUCUCAUGGAUUGUUGCUUAGAAAGGUGCCUGCAUUACAAUAUCUCUACUACCUUGCUCAGAUUGGUGUGGCAAUGUCUCCAUUAAGUAACAACAGUUUGUUUUUGAAUUACCACAGAAACCCUUUGCCUGAGUUUGUUGCAAGAGGUCUUCUUAUAUCUUUAUCAACAGAUGAUCCAUUGCAAUUUCAUUUUACCAAGGAACCUUUGAUGGAAGAAUAUAGUAUUGCUGCUCAAGUUUGGAAACUAACUACUACGGAUAUGUGUGAGCUUUCACGAAAUAGUGUGCUUAUGUCUGGAUUCGAGCACAAGGUAAAGCAACAUUGGUUGGGAGAUAAUUAUCUUGUUGGUGGUCACAACGGAAACGAUAUAACCAAAACUAAUGUUCCAGAUAUACGAGCUUGUUUUAGGUAUGAAACUUUAGUUGACGAGUUACAUCUCAUAUCAUUAGCUGCAAAAGCUUCAAAAGUCUCGAAAAAAUCACACUAUUCAAGCACGGAAGUAUUUGACUGAUUUGGAGUAAAAAUUUGACCAUCAAAAGUUUACUCAAAAUCUCUUUUAAAUUUUAAAAAGCUUUGAGAAAAAUAUUUUUGUUUGAUUUAAAAAAUAUUUUUUUAAUCUUAGUUUAAAAAUUUAUAAGAAUAACUUUUUUUUUUCUUUUUCUUUUUUUUUUUUAAAUUGUAGGUUUAGCGAUAAUUAACAAAAGGCAAUAAGACCUCAUUAAUUUUGAGCAUACAUUUUUUCAUAGUUUUAAAUGUAAAAAGUUUUUAAGGUUUUAUGUAAUGGGAUAAAUUGUUUUACAUUCGGUUUUACGAUAACAUUUAAUAUGAUAACAUUGUAAAAUUUCUUUUUGAUUUAUGAAAGUGUUAAAGUAUUAUAGUUUAUUUCUAUAUUCUCAAAAUUGUUAUUAA